AAACCUCUUGAAAACAAGGCCUGGUGCUGUUAGAAGACCUGCUACUUUUUACCACUCCUGUGAUGCAUUAAGACUAUUUUCAUUCCCAGGCUGCACUUUGACCUUUGGGAAAGUCAAGAGAAUUUUUGGGAAGCUGGUUACGAAUUUGCAGGUUUGUUUCCUCUUUCCUGCUGGCGUCACAGCUGUGCUCGAGGAGGCUUCAUUUCUAUUCUGGCACGUUCGCCUCGCUCGGUGCCAGCCCUGUUGUUCUUUGGACCGUCAACUGUGGUGUGGUCAUGGACUUCCUGUGUUGGAGAGUUGCCAGGCUGCUGCUGUUCCUGUUCCCCCGUGGUCUCCAGGGCGUGUCCGUGUACAUCUCCAGCAAGGAUCCAGUGUACGUCAUCCCGGGAAGCACCCUCCUCCUGCGGGCCCACCUGGAGUUGGGGCCCCUGGAAGCCGUGUCAGAGGUCACGUGGGAGCGGGAGCCCGAGAGCGGCGCCCCCGAUGGGAGGGUGAGGCUGGCGGCGUGCCCGGGAGGAAGCCUCCAGUGCGCUGGCAUCAAGGCGAAGGUGCGCGUGAGUCUGGAAGGUCAGGAGAGCGUCCUUCACCUGAGCGACUACAGCAGAGAGGACCACGGCGUGUACGCAGUGACCGUGACCGACCACCAGGGGGCCAGGAGCACUGCAAGAUGCAUGGUCAGAGAAUAUGAGCCCGUGCAUCACGUGACGGUCAGCAUCAACGCCUCUCACUCCUUGCUGGUGUGCGGCGAGGCGUGGGGGACGGAGCCCCACUUCAGUUGGCUGCACGAGAGGGCGGCCGUCACCCAGAGCGUGGGGAGGCUGUCGGAGGACGGCAGCAGGCUGCUGGUCACCAAGGUGCCGCUCUGCGGACACUUCACCUGCAUCGUCAGCAACCAGCUGGGCUACAGCGCCGCCACCUACACGGCCGCUCCGUGUGAGGCCGCCGGAGUGAGCGCGACGACGGCGGCCGUGUGUUGUCUCAUCGGCCUGCAGGUGCUCGGUGGAGGCCUCGCCUUCCUCAUGUGGAGGAGGAGGAAGAAGAACAGAGGAGAGAGACUCCGCGAAGAACCAAUUUAAAACAUUUCUAGCCGCCAUUACUGCGCUCAGGGCGGAAAAAGGAGGAGGAAGCGGGACUUUUCCCGCCUAAAUACACCGUGGAUAGUGACGUCACACUGCCCCCUGCUGGGCAACGCUUGGCACUGCACUAUGUUGAAUACAACUGUAUAAUAAAUACAUGCACAUACUUAAGAAAAA
This is a messenger RNA of Nerophis lumbriciformis (worm pipefish), 1253 nucleotides long. RefSeq lists its product as uncharacterized. The record is from RefSeq and is a predicted model, not a curated record. Lineage: Eukaryota; Metazoa; Chordata; Actinopteri; Syngnathiformes; Syngnathidae.